Messenger RNA from Thrips palmi, 1870 nucleotides. It is a transcript of the gene YL-1, whose product is annotated as vacuolar protein sorting-associated protein 72 homolog. Gene Ontology annotation, biological process: chromatin remodeling; regulation of DNA-templated transcription. The transcript is spliced from 8 exons. The record is from RefSeq and is a predicted model, not a curated record. Gene Ontology annotation, cellular component: nucleus. Gene Ontology annotation, molecular function: ATP-dependent H2AZ histone chaperone activity. The coding region runs from base 264 to 1481 and encodes 405 amino acids. Lineage: Eukaryota; Metazoa; Arthropoda; Insecta; Thysanoptera; Thripidae.
AAGAAGAAGGAAGCCGGCGAGAGCAACAGCAGUAGAUUUAGAUUUGAGUGUGAAUGUGCUUCACACUGCGAGCAAAACUAUCUGUUUCGGAAAAUUGAGCUAGUACUUUGAUUUCUGCACGAAUUAAUAACUACCCAAGUAUAGGAUUCAGCUGUAGUUUAGAUUCAACCCCCAUUACCAUCGGCGUUACCAGAAACCGAGGUUACUGGCCGCAUUUUGUGUUUCUUUUUCCUUCAAGAGGUGUCAUCGUACCACACAUCAAAAUGCUUGCUACAACUCGUACACGGCGCAGCAAUGCAGGGGCUGGGAUGGCUAAACUGCUGGAAGAUAUUCAGGAAGAUGAGUUCUAUAAAUCUACCUAUGGCGGUUUUGAGGAGUCAGAGGAGGACAAUGACUUUAAUUCUGGUGAUGAGAAAGAAGUCGAAGAUGAUGUUGAUUCUGACUUCAGUAUCGAAGAGAAAGACGAGCCGAUAUCAGAUCAUGAAGAUGAAGGUCCUAAGAGACAAAAGAAAGUAGUUACAAAAGCUUAUAAGGAACCCAAACCAGCCCCACCGCCAGGAGCUGUAGAGAAAAAGCCUCGGGAACCCAAAAAACGCAAGCCUAAAAUGACAGCUGAUAUGUAUGAGAGAAAGUCUAUCCGAAAAUCUACUGUUAAAAAGUCUGAAGAAACUCAAUUGCGAGUUAAAAAACGGAAGGAGGAGGGUCCCCGGAAGCAUCGCAGAAAUAGAGAGUACUUUUAUGAGCCAACACAAGAAGAAAAGCUUGCCGAAGCAAUGGUUACAGAGGAAGAAAAUCUUAAAUCUUUAGAGAAAUAUCAAAAGAUGGAAUUAGAAAAGAAGAAAACACGAGGUGUGAAAAAGGGCAUUACUGGCCCAACUAUUCGGUACCUGUCUGUAGCGAUGCCAGUUCUAGAAGACUUGCCAAUUAGUGAUAAUGGGCUGACCAAUGAUGAAAAAAUAAAUGUGGAUGACACCUCUGAUGAUGUUUCCAUGUCUGAAAAUCCGAAUGAACUCUCUCCUACCAGAGAGCAGGAUGAAAAGAAAAGGGAAGAAGGGCAGGCAGCAGAAUCUUCACAGUCAAAACCUUAUCCUCUCUGUGAAAGAACAUUCCUUACAUUCAGUGAUGAAAGUACUUUCCGGAGAGCUUUCCGAUUAAGGCGAAGGAGACAGCCACAACGCAGCUAUUGCCUUAUCACAAGACAAAGGGCAAAGUACAAGGACCCAGCAACACUUGCGCCAUUCUGCAACACAUCGACAUUCCGUGUAUUGCGAGAUGUUCUUGCUCUCCAUUUGGAACAGAGACCCAACAACGAUCCAGAGACAGUUCAGUGGUUGGAAUACAAGCGAAAAGAAAGAGAAGCUCGUCAAGCAGCAGCUCAGCAGCUUGCUUGUAAAGUUCGUCUGACGCCUAGUAUGCAGGCUGUACAUGCCCUACAAGCUGUGCAGUCCCAGAGUAGUAGUGCUGCUGCCUCUUCUGCAUAGCAUGUGUACAUUUUGUCCAUUUUAUAAUUCUAUUUUACUAGCAUUAGUUAGUUUUAUGUUUUCCUACUUACUGUGAUAUUCAAGGACACUGAAUCUGUAAUCAAUUUUAACUCUGUAUGUUGUUGCCUAAAAUUGUUUGGGCAUCUGAUGUCACUUCUAAUUGACUGAGCUGCUGCUUUGCUGUAUUGAUUUUCUUUUUCUAGAAAGAGUGACUGAAUAUGUAAUUUAAUGAGUGCUGUCUAGCAAGAACUCAUCAAUAUUUAAUUGUUCUACCUCAGUGAAUGUAUUUAACUUUGGUCUGUACAAUAUUAUUGUAUUUUAGAGUAAUUAAAUUGAUGAAAAAGAUUUGUAAUUGUUUGUGUAACAUUAAAAUCAAUGAACUAACUAUU